AUGCUCCUGCAGGAUGUUCUUCUUCUUGAUGGUGUUGCUAUAUUUGAGGAUGAUCAUAAUCUGUUUGCUAAUUUUACAGAAGGGGUAAGUGGUCAAAGCAUGGGGAUUGAGAAGGGCCUGAAAAGGAUAGCUGCAUUGCAGGGUAGAGACAGAUACGAGUUUAUGAGAGUGUUGACUAUGGAUUUUGUGGAGUCUUUGUUCCUUGCUUUCAUAGAGAUAAAGACGAGUGGAAGGCACAUGCUCUAUUCGAACAGCAGAAACAUCCAAACACAUCUCAUUCACCUGAUGGCCCAUUUCUCAAAGAGCGGUCACCCAUCGGCUGUGAUUAAAGUAUCCUCCCAAUCAGCAGCUCAAAAUUUUGAUACAGUGUGGUCCGGUGAUGCUUGGUUAUGCGACAAGCAGCUGAAGCACUAUCCAGCUUUCGCCAAAGGCGGAACCAAUGUUUCAGUAUAUUCCUUCGUGUGGAUCCCCGAAAACGAGACCAAAGGAUUCCCUGCAUAUGUGGAGGACUUGUUCGAGGACCGCAAGGGCGAAAAGAUGGUCAGGCUGCGGCCAUUCCUAUCCUGGGAGGACGUCGAGCCUCUUGUUCCCAAUCUGAAACCCCGACCCAGGGAGGUUUUCAUGACCUCGACUGAGCUGGAGAUGAGCACGAAGCAGAUCGCCGGCCCAGUUGACAUCCUUGACAGCGGCAUGCGGGGCUGCUGGUUCAGGUGCAAAAUUUUGCAUUCUGCAGCAAAUCGCUUCAAGGUUCAAUACUUUGACGUGACCGACGUUGAUGGCCCAGGGAAGCUUGAGGAAUGGGUAGCUAGAGGCCGAGUAGCCAACCCUGACAAACUGGAAAUGAGAUCUAGGGGCCGACUGACGGUGAGACCGUGGCCUGUUGGGGACUCUUCAGGCUUCAAAACCGAGGUGGGGACCGCGGUUGAUGUAUGGUGGUGUGAUGGGUGGUGGGAGGCUGUCAUAACCGGACUCGACACUUCUGCAAAUAGGAACCUUCAAGUUUACUUACCUGGGGAGAACAGUUUUUUGUUCGUAGAUAGAAAAAAUUUAAGAGUUUCGAAAGACUGGGUCAACGACCAAUGGGUGGAUGUCAAGCCAAAGCCCGACAUUUUUACGUUCCUGAACUCAUAUUUAAACCCGCAAUCGACAGUGCAUCUGCCUUAUGCUAACAGUAAUAAUUUUACAAUUGCGACUAGCAAUGUUCCCUCGUCUUCUGGGGGCAGCAAGAAAAAUGUGGAGGAUUUACAGUUGGAGCAGCUGCUGAAGAUUCAAGAGAAAGAAGGGCGGGUUCAGGAUAAAAGCACGGGGAAUGUGGCGAAAAAUGGUAAAGGGAAAAAAGUAGUUCAACUGGGGAAAUCCGGCGGGCAGGCUUCAACGGUGAAGGAAUAG
Messenger RNA from Striga hermonthica, 1389 nucleotides. Lineage: Eukaryota; Viridiplantae; Streptophyta; Magnoliopsida; Lamiales; Orobanchaceae. The record is from the annotation of a GenBank genome assembly.